AUGCCGGCGGUCCUGCAGCUCGCGCUGCUGUCGGUGGUCGCGCUGUGCGUGGCGCUGCUGCUGCAAAGAGCCGGAGUCAAUAACAGCAGCAGCAGCCAGGAGAGCAAAGCUAAGGGGCCUGCAGGACAUUUCCCUCCAAUGCUCCACAGGAAGGUGGCUCCAGAGCCUGCUCGGGCGUCUGGGGGGCAUUUUUCCCGGGCUCAUAACCCUGAGGCCAUCGCCAGAGCAAAGGGUGGUACGGCAGCAGGAGGCAAGUCCAACCUGGCGGGACAGAUCAUUCCAGUCUAUGGAUUUGGGAUUCUUCUGUACAUCCUUUACAUUAUUUUUAAGAUCACCUCUAAAGGGAAAACGACCCAACCACAUGAGAAUAGGUUUCCUGCUGUGAGAUCAGAAAACCUGAAGAGGAAAAUUUCUGACUUUGAGCUCAACCAGCUUCAGGAGAGGCUGAAGGAGACGGAGGAAGUGAUGGAGAGAAUAGUGUCCAGAGCCCAGGCUCAGUGCGGAAGUCCAGAAAGGAGGGCUCCUGUCAGUGCAGCCCAGGAGGAGGCGCUGCUGCUCCAGCUCAGGGAGAUCACCCGGGUCAUGCAGGAGGGCCAGCUAAUGGAAGGGUUUUCCCCAGAGCAGAAGACUACAGACCUCAAUUAUGAGCAUUAUGUGGAAGAUUACCCUGAUGGGACAGUCUAUCCCGAGGAGCUGAUGAAUGAGUGGCAUCAGCACUGCUGUAGAAGCCAUUUCCAUCAGUCCAGUAAGGUCCACUGCAGGAAGGAUGGAGAUGUGGCUGGAGAGAUGGAAGGAGAGAUAGACAAAGAAAUGGACCGAGAGAUGGACAAGGACAGAGGAGAGACAUGUGCAGACGGAGGGAACAGGCAGGAUGGGGAACAUGUGCACAAUGACUUUGAUGAAGACUAUGUUUAUAAUGAGGAAGAUGUUAGUACUGAAGGCUGUGAUGAAGAUGAAGAAGUGGCUGGUGAGAUGAUGAAGGGCCUGGAGGCAGCGGAUGACAAAACAGUUCACAAACUUUCACCUGAAAGAGAAGUUCUGGUCUGGAACACUUCGAUCUCAGGCAGUCGACUGAUAAGACGGAAGACCAAGACUGAAGCAGUCGAAGUAACUGAACGACCUGAAUAAAAUAUCCCUACUUUAUUUAUGUAUUUAUAAUUUAUAGUAUUGAUUAUAUGAGGACUGUGGCUGAUGAUAAUGAUUUUAUAAUUCAUUUAAUAUUAUUUGAUUCAGAAAAUAUUGUUAUA
Messenger RNA from Astyanax mexicanus (Mexican tetra), 1247 nucleotides. It is a transcript of the gene ric3b, whose product is annotated as RIC3 acetylcholine receptor chaperone b. Lineage: Eukaryota; Metazoa; Chordata; Actinopteri; Characiformes; Acestrorhamphidae. Gene Ontology annotation, biological process: protein localization to cell surface; synaptic transmission, cholinergic. Gene Ontology annotation, cellular component: intracellular membrane-bounded organelle; neuronal cell body; neuron projection. The transcript has 6 exons. The record is from RefSeq and is a predicted model, not a curated record. Bases 1 to 1128 code for a protein of 375 amino acids.